CUCCAUGACUUACUCUAUGCAAAUGCAAAUUGCAAAUGGCCGUCGGCAACGUGACGCAGUUAUUUAUCCGUCAAAAAUCAACUGAAAGUACAAGGGUUUAAGGACGUGAAAUAAAAAGAAACGUGCUUAUUAUUAUAUAGAACGCUUUCCUUGGUGUGAAUUCGGUGUAAAACAAUCACAAACCUGUAAUCUUACUUUACCAGCUAUUUGUAUUAUAAUACUUCAAUAACUGGUAUUUUUCUUAGAUAAACAAUGGGUUCUAAAAAACAUAAGAAAGAGUCCAAAAAGAAGAAGCACAGGAGUCGUUCGCGUUCCCCAUUGGAUGUCGAAGAACGUGAAAGAAAACGGCACCACAAGAAACACAAAGAUCGCAAGAAGGAUCGCUCUCCUGAUGUGGAGGAGGUGCCGGUGGACUCGCACCUGCUGCCCGCUGCGGAAGCCGCCUCCAGCCGCAGCCGCAGCCGUAGCUCCAGUGCGCAACGUCACACCUCCAGAGAACAUGAAAAAGAGCAGUCUCCGUCGAGGGGCGGCGGCGCGCAGGAGAGCCUCUCCAUCGAGGAGAGCAACCGGCUGCGAGCCAAGCUCGGCCUCAAGCCCCUCGACCUCGCAGAGAAGACGGCAGAUGACGGCAAGAUCAAGGACGACCUGGGCGAGUUCUACCACAAGCCGGCGAGCAACAUCGCGCAGCAGAAGAAGGCGGACAAGCUGCGGGAGAAGCUGGAGGUGCGCCGCGAGAAGAGGAAGCUGGAGCAGAAGCUGCAGACGACGCUGCUGGCGGAGGAGUCGGACGACGAGGAUGCCAUCGCCUGGGUCAAGAAGUCCCGCGAGAUUGAGGAGCAGAGGAAAGCGGCAGAUAAGAGGGCGGCGCUGCUGGACGAGCUGGACGCGGCGUUCGGCGUGGCGGCGCUGGUGCAGGAGCGGCAGGCGCACGCGCAGCAGACGCGCUACUCCAACGCGCACCUCAAGGGGCUGCGCGUCGCGCACGACAUACACGCGCUGGGCGAGGAGCGCGAGGUGGUGCUGACGCUGGCGGACGCGCCCGUGCUGGCGGAGGACGCGGAGGACGUGCUCGUCAACGUCAACAUGCUGGACGACGAGCGGUACAACAAGAACAUAUUGGAGCGCAAGAAGGCGGCGGCGGGCUACCAGCUGAUGAAGAAGAUGAGCUCGACGGACACGCCGCUGGGCACGCUGCAGAUGCUGCAGGAGAAGCAGCGCGAGACGCACUCGCCCUACGUCGUGCUCAGCGGCGCCAAGCGCGAACACAAGUAG
Molecule: messenger RNA, 1272 nt
Organism: Papilio polytes (common Mormon)
Lineage: Eukaryota; Metazoa; Arthropoda; Insecta; Lepidoptera; Papilionidae
Product: U4/U6.U5 tri-snRNP-associated protein 1-like
Exons: 9
Coding region: 253-1272 (339 amino acids)
Biological process (GO): mRNA cis splicing, via spliceosome; maturation of 5S rRNA
Cellular component (GO): U4/U6 x U5 tri-snRNP complex
Source: RefSeq, a predicted model, not a curated record